AUGAGGCUUGGUACACGAGCUUCCAUAAACGACUGCGGAGACUCAACCUUCAUCAACCAAAGCACUGGUGGUUCUCCCCUCGUGGCUGACUGCCAGCAUCUUGCCAGAAACAUUGCUGGCGGCGGCACCUGGAAAGUCACUUUCACCGACAGCCAGCAUCAGCUGGCUCAGUAUGGCACCUGCGCUUUUGGUAUUGAAGGCGACAAUCCCAUGAAUACCGCCUAUGUUGGUAAUCAGGAUAUUAUCGACGUCAUCAAUACUUCCAUUGCCAAGUUCCAGUGGGAAGGCAAAAUUGGUACGAAGGGUACGAUGGCUUGUCAGAGCCAGAAGGGGAUUAUGGGUACUCCCCUCAUGACUUGGGGCACUAUCACAACUGAGCCCCAGUUAUAA
Molecule: messenger RNA, 390 nt
Organism: Penicillium mononematosum
Lineage: Eukaryota; Fungi; Ascomycota; Eurotiomycetes; Eurotiales; Aspergillaceae
Exons: 2
Coding region: 1-390 (129 amino acids)
Source: RefSeq, a predicted model, not a curated record